Messenger RNA from Diutina rugosa, 774 nucleotides. RefSeq names its product succinate dehydrogenase iron-sulfur protein subunit (gene SDH2). The record is from RefSeq and is a predicted model, not a curated record. Lineage: Eukaryota; Fungi; Ascomycota; Pichiomycetes; Serinales; Debaryomycetaceae. Gene Ontology annotation, molecular function: electron transfer activity; 2 iron, 2 sulfur cluster binding. The transcript has a single exon. Gene Ontology annotation, cellular component: mitochondrial membrane. Gene Ontology annotation, biological process: tricarboxylic acid cycle; respiratory electron transport chain; aerobic respiration. The coding region runs from base 1 to 774 and encodes 257 amino acids.
AUGCUUAGAACCGUGUUUGGUAAGCAAACCUUCAGAGGUCUCGCCACUGCUGCCCAGAAGCAGCCCAACAUCAAGAAGUUCCAAAUCUACCGCUGGAACCCGGAUACCCCUGAGGUCGAGGCCGCCCUCAAGACCUACGAAAUCGACCUUAACGAAUGCGGGCCCAUGGUGUUGGACGCGUUGCUCAAGAUUAAGAACGAACAGGACGCCACUCUCACUUUCAGAAGAUCGUGCAGAGAAGGUAUCUGUGGCUCGUGCGCCAUGAACAUCGGCGGUAGAAACACCUUGGCCUGUCUUUGCAAGAUCGACAAGAACGACAAGUCCGACCUCAAGAUCUACCCCUUGCCCCACAUGUACGUGGUGAGAGACCUUGUUCCCGACUUGACCCACUUCUACCAACAAUACAAGUCGAUCCAGCCGUGGUUGCAAAGAAAGGACCACCCUGCCGAUGGCCGGGAAAACUUGCAGCUGAUCGCUGACAGAGCCAAGUUGGACGGGUUGUACGAAUGUAUUUUGUGUGCGUGCUGCUCGACCUCGUGUCCCUCGUACUGGUGGAACCAGGCCCAAUACUUGGGGCCCGCCGUGUUGAUGCAAGCCUACAGAUGGAUCAUCGACUCGAGAGACCAGGCCACCAAGAUGAGAAAGGAAAUGUUGCAGAACUCGAUGUCGUUGUACCGUUGCCACACCAUCAUGAACUGUACCAACACUUGCCCCAAGGGUCUUAACCCGGGUCGGGCGAUUGCCGAAAUCAAGAAGUCGAUGGCUUUUGACUAA